UCCAUCGGGCCGAUCGAGGAUCCCUGCAGAGUGCAGAUAGAGCGGCGUCACCGCAGCGCCACCCAACGGAACCAGUGGACAGGAACUACCCGUCCACCAGAACGCGCCGGCUGCGCAACGCCAAACUCCCAUGGCGAUCGGGACUCUUCACUCGCCGAGGCUGACGAGCCGGCCGCUCGCGGGACGGCGUGCGGCGGCGAGGUGCAGGUGCUCCACCGCCCCGCUCUUCGCGAAGCGGCUGCCGCUCGUCGUCGUCUUCCCUCGCUUCGGCGCAUCCUGCUCCGCCGUGCAGGAGUCAUCCGCCGCAGCUGCCGCCGCCUCCACCUCAGUUACUGAGAAGAAGGAUGCGGACGGUGAGAAGAAGGAAGCCGCCGCGGAGGCGAAGCCAGCAGCCAAGCCCGCAGCGGCCAAGCCGAAGAAGGCGCCGCCGAAGCCGCUGCCGGAGAUGAUGCAGGAGGAGAUCAUCCCUCCUCUCAAGACUGCGCUCGAGGCCGAGGAGGACGUGUCCCAAGUCGUGCUGUCCUUCCAAAACAACACGUUGGAAGGCUCCUUCAUAAAGGAAGACAUUCCCUAUUAUUUUUGGGCCUUCUUUCCACAGGGAAACCUGACAGGACCUAAGGGCUUCGCGAUGACGUCAUACUCCAUGGAGGUGAGCACCAUCGAGCCCUUCCUGAUCGACGAGAAGAAGGUCACUCCCGAGUACGUGGUGUUCUGGGUUUACAAGAGGCUGGCUGGCCAGGGGAUCCUCCCGGUCUGGAAGGAAGAGGACCUGAGCCCAGCAGAGUAGUAGUAAGUAGUUACACAUGCAAGAUACAGCAUACAGGGUGAUCAUACGGGCACAAGUUCUGUGUAUAGGAUGUCCAUGUCUAAUUGUGAAUUGGGUAAAAGCUGCGGUAAAAGUUCGUUUGCUGAUAUCUUAGAUAAUCUUGAUGAUCA
This is a messenger RNA of Lolium rigidum, 936 nucleotides long. RefSeq lists its product as uncharacterized. Bases 131 to 787 code for a protein of 218 amino acids. The record is from RefSeq and is a predicted model, not a curated record. The transcript is spliced from 4 exons. NCBI's taxonomy places the organism in Eukaryota, Viridiplantae, Streptophyta, Magnoliopsida, Poales, Poaceae.